GUACCCUCCUCCCUCCGCAGGCGGGUCACGCGCCUGCGCAGAGGCGGCCUCCUUCACCUCCGUGUCGCUCCUGCUUCCCUCGCGGUCGGCCCGAGUUUCUUCCCCUCCAAGCGAAGCCGGGCGGCGGCGGCCAUGGCGGACACGGCGCAGAACGGGCCCAUGCAAGGCGGCGCGGGCGGCGGCGCGGUGCAAUUUCUGAUGACUAACAAGUUGGACACAGCAAUGUGGCUUUCUCGUAUAUUCACAGUUUAUUGUUCAGCUUUAUUUGUCCUUCCUCUUCUAGGGUUGCAUGAAGCGGCUAGCUUCUACCAGCGGGCUUUGCUGGCAAAUGCGCUCACGAGCGCCCUUCGACUCCACCAAAGGCUGCCACAUUUCCAGUUAAGCCGGGCAUUCCUAUCUCAGGCCUUGUUGGAGGAUAGUUGCCACUAUCUUCUAUAUUCUCUCAUCUUCGUUAAUUCCUACCCUGUUACAAUGAGCAUUUUCCCAGUUUUGCUGUUUUCGUUGCUUCAUGCUGUGACCUACACAAAGAAAGUUCUUGAUGCACGAGGGUCAAAUAGUUUUCCUUUUCUAAGAAAUCUGUUGGACAAGCUAAACGCUAAUCAACAAAACAUCUUAAAAUUUAUAGCCUGCAAUGAAAUUUUCUUGAUGCCAGCUACUGUGUUUAUGCUUUUCAGUGGGCAGGGAAGCUUGUUGCAGCCUUUUAUUUACUACAGAUUUCUCACGCUCCGUUACUCCUCCCGCAGAAAUCCUUACUGCCGGACUCUCUUCACGGAAUUGAGGAUUGUUGUUGAGCAUCUCAUAAUGAAGCCUUCAUGCCCUGUAUUUGUACGAAGACUCUGCAUCAGCAGCAUUUCUUUUAUAAGCAGACUGGCACCAACGGUUGCGUAGCCAACACUGGAAACCUGCGUACGUCUCCCUAAUGAACAUUUUGAGCAGCUGGUAUUUCUGCUGGUGAUUUAUAAAUUCAGGAUCUCAGUCAAGGUUGUAUAGAAACGUUUCCUUCCAAGAGUCUGUUUUGUGGAUUGUAUCUAUGGUUUUUUUUUUUUUUAAGGUCUGUUUUUCUUUCCAAGCUGAUGUUUCUGUGUUUUGUGGAAGAUGAAUGCCUGUCAUCUUAGGCAAAAUACUUUUUAGGCAAACAUUUAUCUGUGUUGUACAAUAUGGUUUAUGUAUUGUCGUGAUUUCAUUAAUACUGAAUGCAAAAUACUUCUUCAAACCAAGAAACAAUGCCAGGCAAUACUAGCUGGGUGGUGUCUAGCAAGCCAUCAGAUGUUGCUGUAGUGUACUUGGUAGUUCUUGGGGGUUCGCAUCUGAAAUACCUUCCUAUGCGGUACAUUUGAGUCAGUAUUCUGUCAGUGAGCAAAUGAAAGAAACUCAAUCAAUUAAAUCAUCAUAAUUAACACAAAUCAGUCGGCAUCUGUCUGAAUAUGAACAGUAGGUCUAAACAUCUAAUUUUGUUGUUCUGAUUUAUUUAAUGCUUUUGAAAUGGAAAGCCCUCCAUCCUUCUCCAGCUCUAUCUUUUUUUAUCCAUAUUUCUUUAUGCUCUCUGACUGCCCUAUUACUUUUGCUGUCUUCUGAAACUGGGAUUCUUAAAAUGCCAAUCUGUGAAACGUUUGAAUAAUAAAGAUGGAUGUUAUGUUUAUUCCCAAGAAAACUCAUGGUGUUUGUGCCCUUUUGGGGUAAACAUCGUUCAACUAGACUGCUUCCAUUCAACCUCUAACAAUAUGUGAAGCGAUCUAACCCACAAUAGAAAUCUGAUCUGUAGGUGUUGAUUAUACUGUGAAAUUCAUUUCUGGGUGGUGAGGAAAGGCUUCCCUAUAAGGCAGAAGCAGAGGUGGUCUUUAAGGUAUAAAGGGCACCCCUCCUUUCCCUUCAGCCUUUGGGCCUGUUUGUGUUGGCAGUCACUGGGCUAGAACUCCAAGGAACUGGGUCCGGGGAUGAGUCUUUCCAUGCUGGCCGCUUCACCUUAAUCAAACCAUCAGGUGUGGAGACCUGAAGGACUUCUCUCCGCACGGCUGCUGUAGCUAUACGUUGGGAUGGCCACAGUGUGUGUGCAUGCUAUAGUUUAAAAUAACUUAGUAGCAAGUUUCCACCUAGGACAUAGGUGGAGAGCCAGUGGCCAUCCAGGUGUUAUAGGCCCAUACUUCUUAGGAGUCUCAGUAGAUGUGGUCAGUACUGAGGGAUGCUGAGAGUAUCCGUGCAUCAACACGGGAAGGUUCACAGGCUCCCCACCCGUCAUUAAGAAAAAAAUUGCUCCCCCUACCCCAUGGGAGUAAUGCUGAAAUUGCUGAACAGUGUCUGUUUUCUUCCAGGUAGAGGUGACAUAACGCCAUAAAGUCUAGCUCUGUACUGCCUCAACCAACCACUCUGCGCUAGUAUCCGUGCGGCCAUUGCACAUCCUGUUUGUGAGUUCUUCACAGGCAUCUAUUUGACGACUGUAGAAAUUAAAUACUGUCCCAGCACUGCUCUUAGGUUCUCACUUUAGAACUCGACUUGAUACACUUUUUCGGUGUGCUGCGUGUUUCAUGUAAAUCUCUGGGAUGAUUUCGAUAGGGCAUUUCUCCCAGGUGUAUAUUCUAGGCCUGAAUUUGUCUAAGCUGAUGGUUUACCGAUUGGGAUUCGACACAGCCUGAUGUGUUUUUUCUUGGGGAUCACUGAGUUUAUGGAGUGUAUUCCCAAGUGAGUGUAUGGGUAACCCUACCCAGAAAGAAAAAUACCCAGGUGAAAGCAGGGCGUUUGCAGAAGGGCCAACAGAAUGUUGUGCAAACCCCAGCCCUUAGCCACAGCCUCCAGUGCUUCUCAAAAAAAUGCUGCCAUGUUGCAAUUUUAAUGUGAUAGAAAAGGUAAAUUUUUUAAUACAUAAGGACAAUCAUGUUAGCUGUUUAAGGAAUCGCUUCGUUUUGAACUUGGCUGUUCAGUGAGCCAGAGCUCAUUCAUGAUCUAAAGGAGUGGAGAGGUCUGAAUGAGGGGCUAGUCUUGUCCUGUCUUCUACUAUGGUUUCUUAAAGGGAACAGGGCCAUAAAUGCUCAUUAUUUCACAUUUGUCACCGGGAUGGCACUGAGCUAUCUGCUGACUGUCGUUUCCGAAGUCCAAAUCCCUCCCUCUUCCUGCGGAUCUGCAUUUUAGGAUUGAGGAAUUAUUUGCUUAGGUACUACCUAUACACUGAUUCUUGUGGGCUGUUUCAUAAUUCAGUGUCUUAACUUUGCAUUAAUUGAUGCACUAAAUAAUUACAUUUGAUGCACUUGUUUUAAAACAGAUGUUUCUGUUUAUAUGUUUUUUGGGAGUAUAAUGUGAAUGCCAUUUUGAUUAAACUCAUUCAUUAGCUUGUCAUA
Molecule: messenger RNA, 3329 nt
Organism: Python bivittatus (Burmese python)
Lineage: Eukaryota; Metazoa; Chordata; Lepidosauria; Squamata; Pythonidae
Gene: TMEM33
Product: transmembrane protein 33
Biological process (GO): membrane organization; endoplasmic reticulum tubular network organization
Cellular component (GO): endoplasmic reticulum; membrane
Source: RefSeq, a predicted model, not a curated record